AUGCACCGCUCCGAUAGCAUCGCCAUAGCGAAGCUAGCCCAGACUGGCCGCAGCUCCACCCUCGCCGCCCCCUUCGGCACCAAGCAAGAACGCGACCCGUCCGUCAAGCGCUCGCACCUGUCGCUGCAUGGCCACAAGCACCACAGCCAUCAUCACCACCACCACCAUCGCCACGCCAGCCGCUCUUCCAAAUAUGGCGGCGACGAGAAGGAAAUCAAGUCGGCCGUCCUGCCCACCGUGCGCCCCCAGUUCCCGGAGAUGAACGUCGUAAAGCCUGCGAACAGCAGCACCAGUGGAGGCAGCGGCAGCGCCAACGACCUCGUCAGCCCUUCCGUCGUUGCCGAAUACGAUCAGGGCGUGCGGCGCGUGGCCUCGCGCGUCAUCAAGCCUGAAGAUGUAUCUCGUGAGCGUGCCCGCCAGAGACAGCGCGACGAACAACUCCGCACCGCGCUACGCGUCCUCGACGAGCAAUCCAUGGCGACGACGCGGCGGCUCGACGAUACGUACUACUCGAUCCUGGAGAAGGUGGCGAGCUUGCACGGUACCAUCGGCGGGCUGCAGGAGCUGUCGACGCUGACGAAGCGGCUGCGCGCGGGCUUCGCGGCCGACGCGGCCGAGCUGGUCGACGAGGUCGAUGGCUCGCUCGACGGCAUUGGCGACUUCGCCGCCCAGGCCCGCCUGCUCGAGGAGUUUGAGGCCCGCAUCGCCGCAGGCAAGGAACGCGCUGCCCGCCUGAAUGAGCGUCUCGACGCUGCCCGCAAGCGCGUCGACGAGCGCGAGCGCAUGGAGGAGGAGUGGAGGACCAGCGUGAACCGCCGUCUGCGAAUCUUUUGGAGUGUUUUGGCCGCUAUGGUUGCGCUGUUCCUUGUUGGCUACAUCGUAUACGGUAUCCGCACCCAAGGCGCUGGUGAAGCCGUGUCGAACACAACCAACGCUACCGCUAAGCGCAACUUUUCCGUCGACUUGGAGAACGUGGUCGUGCCGCCGCCCGUCCGGGAUAUCCUUGACAGUGUUCACAGCUCUCCCUCGAGCGCUACCACGCCGUCGCCCCUGACGUCAAACGCUGCGUCGGAUGAUGAGAUAUUGCACGUAUUCGACGAACUGUGA
Messenger RNA from Lasiodiplodia theobromae, 1107 nucleotides. RefSeq lists its product as uncharacterized. The record is from RefSeq and is a predicted model, not a curated record. The transcript is spliced from 3 exons. The coding region runs from base 1 to 1107 and encodes 368 amino acids. Lineage: Eukaryota; Fungi; Ascomycota; Dothideomycetes; Botryosphaeriales; Botryosphaeriaceae.